CGAAAAAAGUCUACAAAAUCUAAAAAAAUCCAAAAUAAUUGCAGUUAAUUCUGAAGAUUCAAGUGAAAAAGAUAAUAAAGAAAGCCUAACAAUGAAUAAACUUAAAUAUCAAGAACAACAAUUAGUAUUAAAAGAAUAUGCACUGGCUUUAAGAAAACAUGAAGCAAAAGUUUAUUCAAUUGAAUUAGUGAAUCUUGAAAAGGAACAAAAAUUAAAAUCAGCAAAUUAA
Messenger RNA from Racocetra persica, 229 nucleotides. The record is from the annotation of a GenBank genome assembly. NCBI's taxonomy places the organism in Eukaryota, Fungi, Glomeromycota, Glomeromycetes, Diversisporales, Gigasporaceae.